CACGUGGGGUGUGGGGAUUUACAGCAACUUCAGUAACCAAGUGACUCAGUCAUGUUGUUCUUUGGUUGUCACAACAUAAAUGAGUACGAAAAUUGCACAAAUGGCGGGUUUGAAGUUGAUAGAAGGGUAUUCAUCGAGUUCAGAUGAUGAUGAUGAUGACGUCUCUCGUCCAGAGACUGUAGACAAGAAAAUUAACUUGAACAGUUUGCCUUUACCAAAGUUUGCUCCAGUUGGAACAGGUGUGGAGCAUUACGAGACAAUUGUUGAUAAUCCAGAAGAACAUGAUGGACGAGUUAGAUCGUUCAAACAUGAACGAGGGAAUUGGGCGACACUUGUUUAUGCUGAUUACAAACCGAGUGAAGCUCUCCAGUCCUGGAUGACAUCAGUAAAUACGAUAAUCCCUGCAGGUACCCUGAUCCUCAAUGACUCUCAUCUGAGCUUCAGUCGCACAUUGAUCCUAAAAUACCACUGGAUCGAAUCAUUCGUAGAGAGUCUCCGAGACCUCACCAGAUCAACCCCAAAAUUCAACCUUCAAAUAACAAACGUAAAAAUCUACUGCAACGAGGGGAGAACCAGAACAUUCCUCGGUCUCGAGUGUCAAUGCCUCGAUCAAACCGUCACACAUUACAUGACUUCAUUGAAUAAACUACUAUCAGAAUAUCAGCUGCCUCCUUUCUACGAGGACGCAUCCUAUCACAUAAGUUUUUUGUGGCUCCUCGGAGACAAAGAAGAGGACCUAAAAAAACUAAUUCCCACUCUCAACGAAAGCCUAUUCGAUAUACUUUCAAAACAUUUUGAAAAUAGUUACAUAAAUAUUGAACAUAUUCAUUGUAAAGUAGGUAACAAAUUGUACAAAUGGCCACUGAGGUAACACUGAAAAAAUAAAAUUGAGAAAAAAAGAAUAGAA
Molecule: messenger RNA, 907 nt
Organism: Diachasma alloeum
Lineage: Eukaryota; Metazoa; Arthropoda; Insecta; Hymenoptera; Braconidae
Product: U6 snRNA phosphodiesterase
Exons: 4
Coding region: 80-871 (263 amino acids)
Biological process (GO): U6 snRNA 3'-end processing
Cellular component (GO): nucleus
Molecular function (GO): 3'-5'-RNA exonuclease activity
Source: RefSeq, a predicted model, not a curated record